AUGGUCCCAGCUGGCCAUGAUUAUCUUAAUCUUCUCCUGAAAAGAACCCGUCAUAACAUUGAAUCCGUGGCUUACGCGAAUGGUAAUGAUACUAAAAGCGGCAUCCUCUCUUCCUCGUCAGUGGUCAUUUCGCGGGUCGAAUAUGACACGCUCAUGUCUCUGGCCAGACAAUAUGGCGAGGAAACGAUUGAUUUCCUCAGUCAAGAUGAUGAAGCUAUCCAAGCUGGACACCCAUCUUCUGCCCCGGCUUACUCACCAGCUGACACCGGAGGCGGCGCUCCUCUCUCCCCAUCCCAGCCCUCGAACAGCGGAGAUUAUUACCCCUUCCACAACGGCUACCAAACUACCCGCUCAAUUUGGGCCGCUAUCGCCGAAGACGAUUCUGACGCCGGCGACGGCGAAGGCGUCGAGUCCCCUCCGCCAGGCGCCAACGGAGCCAACGGCAACGCUAACGGAAACCAGCGGCAACAUGCCCAGUACUACCCCCGCAACUGUCAGCGCUCCAUCGUGCUUCAAAACCUGGCUGAGGGCACCACCUAUGCGGAUAUCACGGCUGCCGUGCGGGGCGGCAUGCUGUUGGACGUAUUUUUGCGGAGUGAACAGCGGGCUGCGACGGUUUCGUUCUUGAGGGAGGAGGAUGCAAGGGGGUUCUGGAAGAGUGUCAGAAGGUGGGAUUUGUACGUUCGAAAUAAGAGGGUCGACAUCCGCUGGGCAGAUAGACAGUUUAUUCUGCCUCGUCAUGUGGCAGACAAGAUCACCCGCGGUGCCACACGCAACCUGGUUCUGUACAACUUCGACCCAGCCAAGCACACCGAAGCACAAAUCUGCGAGGACUUGGAGCAUAUCCACAAUUUGGCCGUGAUCAAGGUUGAGUUCUUGGACGGUAAUUGCUACAUCAGCCUUAACUCGGUGCAUAAUGCUAUUUAUGCUUGGCAGUGCAUGAUGAGUCGGCUAAGAUACAAACAUCACAAAAUCGUAUUCGCCCCCGACGAGUGUGCCCAGCCCUUCCCCGCUCCGGAGUGGUUUAAGCCCCGUCAAAAUAUCCGCGAGUAUGCUAUGGGGCAAAAGAAGGCACAGCAGGUUUCGGCGCUUAACCGGUUCCACGUACUGAAGAUCGAUGAUGACAAUGAUGAUGAGGCAGGCAGUGAGAAGGAGGGAUGA
Molecule: messenger RNA, 1161 nt
Organism: Thermochaetoides thermophila DSM 1495
Lineage: Eukaryota; Fungi; Ascomycota; Sordariomycetes; Sordariales; Chaetomiaceae
Exons: 7
Coding region: 1-1161 (386 amino acids)
Source: RefSeq, a predicted model, not a curated record